Molecule: messenger RNA, 2273 nt
Organism: Maniola jurtina (meadow brown)
Lineage: Eukaryota; Metazoa; Arthropoda; Insecta; Lepidoptera; Nymphalidae
Gene: Atac3
Product: ankyrin repeat domain-containing protein 50
Exons: 10
Coding region: 287-1963 (558 amino acids)
Biological process (GO): positive regulation of transcription by RNA polymerase II
Cellular component (GO): nucleus
Molecular function (GO): transcription cis-regulatory region binding; protein binding
Source: RefSeq, a predicted model, not a curated record
UCAACAAAAGUACAUAAUAUUUUCCCAUUUUUCACGUCUUCGAUUAAUAUUCAAAUCAAAGUCUAAGUAAAUAUCUUUCUAGGAGACAGCUUUCAAAAUAUUUGCAGAAAAUUUAAUUUGACGUUUAUUUUCGCGGUAUAUUAUAGCUCCUCUAUAUCUCAUAAAUCGUAAACUUAUGAAGAUUUGUUGACGUCUACAAUGUACAUCGUAAACUAAAACAACAAAUAUAGUAAUGCACCAUUUCACUAGCUAAAUUACAUAGUAAAUUUCGAUAAGGUAAAUCAUCAUGAGCUCAGAUCUCUGCGGUGAAGAUGUAGUUGUACGCUUAUCAUCCUCCCCACAAAAUAUUGUCUCAAGCCUAGUGCCGGUAGGAAGCGAUGCAGCAGUGGCGAGCAGCGGGCGGGGGUCGGCGGGGACGAGCGGGGGGGUGGAGCUGGGGCGCAAGCUGCUGCUGGCGGCGCGCGCGGGCGACACCAACGCUGUGCUCGAGCUGAUGGCCAAGGGGUCCCCCUUCACUACUGACUGGCUAGGCACGUCUCCCCUACACCUCGCAGCAGCCAACAACCACGUGGAAACGUGCGCCGUGCUGCUCCGAGCGGGCGUGAGCCGCGACUCGCGCACGAAGGUGGAGCGCACGCCGCUGCACCUGGCCGCCACCGCGGGCCACGCGGACGUGGUGGAGCUCCUGCUGGAGUACGGCGCGGCGGUGGACUGCCGCGACAUGCUGCUCAUGACGCCGCUGCACUGGGCGGCGGCGCGGGGGCACCUGCGCGUGGCGCGCUGCCUGCUGCGCCGCGGCGCCGACCAGCGCGCGCGCUGCAAGUUCCGCAAGACGCCGAGGUGUCUCGCCUUGCGCGCCAAUAGACCCGACUUAGUCGCCUUGUUUGACGAGGAAGAGACCACUGCUGUCUCACAAAAACUAUUCGAAGAGCGGCCGAAACCUCAAAAUUUAUUUAGAAGAAUACAAACAAAAGUGAUGGUUCAGAGAGAGAAAAAGAUUAUAAUCGAGUCAAAAACAGAGCCAAUCCCCGCGAGUGCGAACGUAAUCCGUGCUGCGAGUAUCAGCGGGGCUGUAACGGGAACGAGUGGGUCGGCCACGACUGGGACUCCCACGGGUGGGGCUCCCGCGGAUGGGAGUGGCACGGCUACGGGAACGAACGCGGCAAAUGCUGGCGCAGCAUUGCUCCGGGCGCAUGGCAUAACCUUGCUGCCAACGGAUCGGGGCUCCACCGUCCUCACAGCGUUGCGGAGUGGACGCACUGUAGUGCUCUCUGAUGCCGGCAAACUAAUGCUAAAAGAAAGCAGCGCCGUCACAAACGACCCCCAACACGUAACGAACAGUACUAACACUACACACGCAGUGACGAAUGCUAACAUCAUCCAAGUGAAUAACACCAACCUUAGUGCAAGUGCCAACACCGGUGUGGACAGCGACUUUAGUGUGAACAGUGCAGAUAGUGCGGGUGUGAGCAUAGUGCAGGGCUUCAGCAAGAGAGCGAGAGUGAAGCCUGCGAAGUACGGGAAGGAGGUCAAACUGGUGACCUUGAACAAAAACCAGCCAUUGAAAAGAAUUAUUCAUCCGAAUGAUUUACAGCAAUUGAAAGUGAUGCGAGUGCCAGCGGCUAGUAAGUCGUCAGCACAAUCUCCCGGCAAGCUGCGUCCCGCGCUGAAGAUAGUGCUGGACAAGGCGCACCUGCAGCGCCUGCUGGCCAACACCAGGGCUGCGGCACCCGCCGCCGCUGCGCAGGCAAGCACACCAAAUUACGCGGUAAACGAAAUUAUACAAGACGUAGACGACUCGGCCACCAUCGACAUAACGAUGGAGGACGAGGCGCAGGAGACGCAGGGCGGCUCGCUGCGCGCGCAGCUGGCGGCGGCGCGCGCGGCCAUCGCGUCGCUCAGCGCGGAGCUGCGCGCCUGUCGCGCGCGGCUCGCGCACUACGAGGGCGGCCACGACCAGUGAUCACAUGUUCCGUUCAUCACCAUACUUCUCCACAAUCGUUGAAGAUGGUAACUUGUACCUCGUUAGAGACGAUAAUAUUGUCGUCAAAGCACUGUUUACACGUACACGCGUGCUUUUCAGUGCCCGACUACAGAGCGGGUGCGUGGUGGUUACAUACUGUGUAUAGUCGACGAGGCGCAGGAGCUGCCAGGGUUGCAGGAACAAGAGGAGUCCGGUUCUGAAGCUGUGAGCGUACUUUGACUUUGCUCAGUCUUAAGACACUUAAAACGAGACAGCGCUAUAUUUCUUGCAGAGAUCUGUCUGUUUUAAC